Chondrus crispus (carragheen) is the source of this 561-nucleotide messenger RNA. RefSeq lists its product as hypothetical. The record is from RefSeq and is a predicted model, not a curated record. The coding region runs from base 1 to 561 and encodes 186 amino acids. Gene Ontology annotation, cellular component: precatalytic spliceosome. The transcript has a single exon. NCBI's taxonomy places the organism in Eukaryota, Rhodophyta, Florideophyceae, Gigartinales, Gigartinaceae.
AUGGCGAACAAGACAGACACCUACGCCCUGCACUCGCGCGGCACUGAUCCGCAGAAUCUCCUGGAGCCAUCGCUCCGCCACAGCGUGUACCUCUCGCGCUUCUGGAACGAAUCCUGUUUCGGCGUGACACUAGCCGACGUUGUUCCCCUCGCCGCUCGGCUUGACCGUAUCUCUGCCGUCACCGCCCCUCCCACCCCCUUUCUCUGCCUCCUCCUCAAGCUGCUACAGCUCUCCCCCGAGGAGCCCGAGAUCGCCGUGUUUCUUACGCAAAACGACUUUAAAUACGCGCGCCUGCUCGGAGCCUUCUACGUGCGGCUCGCCCUACCGCCCCCACGCGUAUAUGCAUUGCUUGAGCCGUUGCUGGCGGACUUACGGAAGAUCGUUGUUAGAGAAGGAGCAUCCGCGGAGCAUGCUAUCGUUCAUGUCGAUGAGCUCAUCGACCGCCUCCUGCGAGAACAUCUCGUUGUUGGCAUCACGCUGCCGCGCUUACCGCCCAGGCAUGUCGUCGAGGAGAGCUUUGUCCAGCUGCCACCUCGACCUCAGCUUCUGCAAGGCUUGUAG